GCCCACCUCCUCCCUCUGUGGCCAAUCCGUCUCCAAGAAUUUAAAAAAUAAAUUCAAACUACAUUUCCCAGAAGGCAUUUCGCCGAUAGUCAGUAGCUUGGCUUUGAAUCCUAGGGAGUCCUUGAAGCCUCCUCUAUCAAGGCGGAUUGGUCCACAUUGGUUGCUUAGAAAGCCUUUUGUGUGACUCGGACCCCAGCUAGACUAGUUGCUCUCCUCCUUCUCGCUGACGUCGUCAUCGUUGUCGUUGUUAUGGCGCCUACCAUCCAGACUCAGGCUCAGCGGGAAGAUGGCCACAGACCCAACUCCCAUAGGACAGUGCAAGAGAGGUCUGGUGUGGUGUGCCGAGUCAAAUACUGUAACACUCUUCCCGACAUUCCCUUUGAUCCCAAGUUCAUCACAUAUCCCUUUGACCAGAACCGGUUCGUCCAGUAUAAGGCAACCUCUCUAGAAAAACAGCACAAACAUGACUUGCUCACAGAGCCCGACCUGGGAGUCACCAUCGACCUCAUUAACCCAGACACCUACCGCAUUGACCCUAACGUUCUCUUAGAUCCGGCAGAUGAGAAAUUAUUAGAAGAAGAGAUCCAGGCCCCAACCAGCUCCAAAAGGUCCCAGCAGCAUGCAAAGGUGGUCCCUUGGAUGAGAAAGACAGAAUAUAUUUCUACAGAAUUCAACCGAUAUGGGGUCUCUAAUGAGAAGCCUGAAGUCAAGAUUGGGGUGUCGGUGAAGCAACAGUUCACGGAAGAGGAGAUCUACAAAGAUCGAGACAGCCAGAUCACUGCCAUCGAGAAGACUUUUGAGGAUGCCCAGAAGUCGAUCUCUCAACACUACAGCAAGCCAAGGGUGACACCAGUGGAGGUGAUGCCUGUUUUCCCAGACUUUAAGAUGUGGAUCAAUCCCUGUGCCCAGGUGAUCUUUGACUCAGAUCCAGCCCCCAAGGAUACUAGUGGUUCUGCAGCCCUGGAGAUGAUGUCUCAAGCCAUGAUCAGGGGAAUGAUGGAUGAGGAGGGCAAUCAGUUUGUGGCCUACUUUUUGCCAGUGGAAGAGACCAUGAGGAAGCGCAAGCGUGAUCAAGAAGAAGAGAUGGACUAUACACCAGAUGAUAUCUAUGAUUAUAAAAUUGCUAGGGAGUACAACUGGAAUGUGAAGAACAAGGCUAGUAAAGGCUAUGAAGAAAACUACUUUUUCAUCUUCCGAGAAGGUGAUGGGGUCUACUACAAUGAGUUGGAAACCAGGGUCCGCCUUAGUAAACGGAGGGCCAAGGCUGGAGCACAGUCAGGUACCAAUGCCUUACUGGUAGUCAAACACCGCAACAUGAAUGAGAAGGAACUGGAAGCUCAGGAAGCUCGGAAGGCACAGCUGGAGAACCAUGAACCAGAAGAGGAGGAGGAAGAAGAGAUGGAUAAAGAGACACCAGACUCAGAUGAGGAAGAGGAAAAAGGAAGUGACAGUGAAAAAGAGGCAAGUGAGGAAGAAGAAGAACCAUCAGGAAGUGAGAGUGAUCAAGAAGAUGAAGAGGAGAGUGAGAAGAAUGGGAGUGAAGAAGACAAAGCAGAGGAAGAAAGCAGUGAGGAUGAGGCCCGAGCAGCCAGAGACAAGGAGGAAAUCUUCGGGAGUGAUGCUGACUCAGAGAAAGAUGAUGAGGAAGAGAAUGGAAGAGGCCGAACCAAGGGCCGUGGGAAGGGUGAAGAUGAGGAAAGUGGCAGUGAGGGGGGGCCUAGGUGGCACAACCCCAGCCCCUCUUUCCUCAAUAGCAACAUCCACCCAGCCAAAGAGUAUGGUAGUAAGGGGGUCACAUCUGGCUCCAUUGAGGAGGCCAGUGACAGUGACUGAGGCUCAGCAGCCCAUUGCAGGCCACCAUAUUGGGCAAGAGGGAUUGGGCCUCUCCAGCUCAGGCACUAUUCUCAGGACAAAAGGAAAAUACCUAUUUCUUUUUUCAAAAAAAUCUUUUCUGUCAAUAAAAGCAAUACGUUUAUAAGUUGAAAGAAAAAGA
Messenger RNA from Monodelphis domestica (gray short-tailed opossum), 1993 nucleotides. Its product is annotated as RNA polymerase II-associated factor 1 homolog. Gene Ontology annotation, biological process: transcription elongation by RNA polymerase II. Gene Ontology annotation, molecular function: chromatin binding; RNA polymerase II complex binding. Gene Ontology annotation, cellular component: Cdc73/Paf1 complex. The record is from RefSeq and is a predicted model, not a curated record. NCBI's taxonomy places the organism in Eukaryota, Metazoa, Chordata, Mammalia, Didelphimorphia, Didelphidae.